GUGGCGGGUAACGUGCUGGUGAUCGCGGCCAUCGGGCGCACGCAGCGGCUGCAGACCCUCACCAACCUCUUCAUCACCUCGCUGGCUUGCGCCGACCUGGUGAUGGGGCUGCUGGUGGUGCCCUUCGGGGCCACGCUGGUGGUGCGGGGCACCUGGCUCUGGGGAUCCUUCCUCUGCGAGUGCUGGACCUCCCUGGACGUGCUCUGCGUGACGGCCAGCAUCGAGACCUUGUGCGUCAUUGCCAUCGACCGCUACCUGGCCAUCACCUCGCCUUUCCGAUACCAGAGCCUCAUGACCAAGGGUCGGGCUAAGGGCAUCAUCUGCACCGUCUGGGCCAUCUCCGCUCUGGUCUCCUUCUUGCCCAUCAUGAUGCACUGGUGGCGGGACGAGGACCCCCAGGCGCUGGAGUGCUACCAGGACCCGGGCUGCUGCGACUUUGUCACCAACAGGGCUUACGCCAUCGCCUCGUCCAUCAUUUCUUUUUACAUCCCCCUCCUCAUCAUGAUCUUUGUGUACCUCCGGGUGUACAGAGAGGCCAAAGAACAGAUCAGGAAGAUCGAUAGGUGCGAGGGCCGGUUCUACGGCAGCCACGAGCAGCCGCAGCCGCCCCCUCACCCUCACCACCAGCCCAUCCUCGGCAACGGCCGAGCCAGCAAGCGGAAGACCUCCCGGAUCAUGGCCAUGAAGGAACAGAAAGCCCUCAAGACUUUGGGCAUCAUCAUGGGGGUGUUCACCCUCUGCUGGCUCCCUUUCUUCCUGGUGAACAUCGUCAACGUCUUCAACAGGGACUUGGUGCCGGACUGGCUGUUUGUUUUCUUCAACUGGCUGGGCUACGCCAACUCCGCUUUCAACCCCAUCAUCUACUGUCGCAGCCCCGACUUUCGUAAGGCCUUCAAGAGGCUGCUCUGCUGCCCUCGGAAAGCCGACCGGCGGGGCAAAGACAACAGGACCAAAAGGGUGCAUGGGAUGACGAUGUCCGAUGCCGGCGACUGCGGCGAGCUGUUGGCUGCGCAUGUCGGGCAGCAGACUAAAGCACACCUGAGCCGCUUCUCAGCCGAUGUAAAGCCGCACAGCUCCCUGGCCAUCCAUGGCUCCCGGGACAUGUACAUCCCCCUUAGCAUCUCCCCGUCCCCUCCGAGGGGCUUAUGCCAAAUUUUGCAGGACCUGGAGCCUUCCCCCAGCCCGGAGCUGUCAUCCUCUUGUGUGGAGGUGCCCCAUGGCACCCCGGGGGUGGCAGCGCGGCAGGGUGGAUGCACGGUGAAUGCACGGCUGCGCCCGUGCCGCCGCAGCGGUGCCAGGCAUGCUGGUGCAGGCUGCCAGCCGCGCCGCUCCCCUGAGGCAUCUCUCCGUCCUGCGAACACCAGCAACAGAAUCGGGCCCGCUGCGCUGGAAAUUGGAAGAGUGUUUGGGUUUGUUAUGUAA
Molecule: messenger RNA, 1422 nt
Organism: Charadrius vociferus (killdeer)
Lineage: Eukaryota; Metazoa; Chordata; Aves; Charadriiformes; Charadriidae
Gene: ADRB1
Product: adrenoceptor beta 1
Exons: 4
Biological process (GO): adenylate cyclase-activating adrenergic receptor signaling pathway; positive regulation of heart rate by epinephrine-norepinephrine; norepinephrine-epinephrine-mediated vasodilation involved in regulation of systemic arterial blood pressure
Cellular component (GO): membrane
Molecular function (GO): beta1-adrenergic receptor activity
Source: RefSeq, a predicted model, not a curated record